Messenger RNA from Tripterygium wilfordii, 1368 nucleotides. RefSeq names its product ubiquinol oxidase 2, mitochondrial-like. Gene Ontology annotation, biological process: alternative respiration. Bases 137 to 1177 code for a protein of 346 amino acids. The transcript is spliced from 4 exons. The record is from RefSeq and is a predicted model, not a curated record. Gene Ontology annotation, cellular component: mitochondrion. Gene Ontology annotation, molecular function: alternative oxidase activity. Lineage: Eukaryota; Viridiplantae; Streptophyta; Magnoliopsida; Celastrales; Celastraceae.
GUAUUAAAACCCUCAUACCCUCCGCGUGACGAAGCAUACAAAACAAAUAAGCUAACAUUUCUGCGAUCGAUUUCUAAGAUUUCGGCUACAGAUUUUUCUCUGGAUCUUGAUAUCUGAUACAUUACUGAUCAUCGCCAUGAUGAGUCGUGGUGGAACAAGAUUGGCCGGUUCAUCGUUGUCGGCGUUGGGCCAACGCUAUUUCUCAAUUGUCACUGCUCGGUCGGUGUCGCAUCAAACGGCAUCGGGAAUCCUGAACGGUUUGGCCGGGGCUCCUGUACGGAGUGUGACCUUUUGGGCGAGGGCUCCAGUUCUUGGCUUGAGAAACGGGAGCAGUAUGGCUCUACAGGGUGAGAAGACCGAUCGGGUGAAGAAAGAACCGGUGGCAGAAUCCGCUGGAGCCCCUGGUGGAAAGGAUGAGAAGCAGAUCAGUUAUUGGGGCAUUCCGCCUGAAAAGAUCUCAAAAGAGGAUGGAACGGAGUGGAAGUGGAACUGCUUUAGGCCAUGGGAGACAUACAAGGCGGAUUUGUCAAUCGAUCUGCAGAAGCAUCAUGUACCAACUACGUUCUUGGACAAAAUGGCCUUCUGGACUGUCAAGUCUCUUAGAUGGCCAACUGAUCUGUUUUUCCAGAGAAGAUAUGGGUGUCGGGCAAUGAUGUUGGAAACAGUGGCAGCAGUCCCGGGCAUGGUUGGUGGGUUGCUACUGCACUGCAAGUCAUUGAGGCGAUUUGAGCACAGUGGGGGCUGGAUCAAGGCUCUGCUGGAAGAAGCUGAGAAUGAACGCAUGCACCUCAUGACAUUCAUGGAAGUAGCCAAGCCCAAGUGGUACGAGAGAGCUCUGGUUUUUACUGUCCAAGGUGUUUUCUUCAAUGCCUACUUCCUUGGUUACCUCAUCUCUCCCAAGUUUGCACAUCGAAUGGUGGGGUAUUUGGAGGAGGAAGCCAUUCACUCAUACACUGAGUUCCUUAAGGAGUUGGACAAGGGGAACAUUGAGAAUGUUCCUGCUCCUGCUAUUGCCAUUGACUACUGGCGUUUGCCUGCAGAUUCAACCCUCCGAGAUGUUGUGACAGUUGUGAGGGCUGACGAGGCUCAUCACCGUGAUGUGAAUCACUUUGCAUCGGACAUACAUUACCAGGGUCGCGAGUUGAGGGAGUCUGCUGCUCCGCUUGGGUAUCACUGAACUGCUAAGAGUCGAUAUUAUGUAUUUUAAAAUCUGAAGAUGUAUAAAAGCUAUGAAUAAAGAAAGCUGACGGAUGUAAUGGUAUCUUUUGAACCUUUUGGUCUACAAUUGAUUCUGAUGUAAAAUUGUUUUGAAGUUUUGUGCUUGUUCCUAAUCCAUGCAAUAGUAUAUGUUGCUUGAUUUUCUUGGCA